AUGGAGUCAUCCAAGAUCUUUGGAGGAGAUGCAGAGGAAUGUGAAAGCAGUGAAUCUGGAUGGACAAUGUAUAUUGGAUCCCCCAUAGGAGGAGAUGAUGGGGAAAUUGAUGAAGGUACUCAUGAUGAUGCUCAUAAUCUAGAAGAUGAAAGUGAUGAUGAUUCUAUGGCUUCUGAUGCUUCUUCUAGGCCAUUUCAAUAUGACAAAGGAGGCUAUGGCUCUGCAGCUGAAGAGGAAUGUGAUGAGAACAAGUAUUGCUUAGACAAGAAAGCAAGUGAAACCCAAGAAAAGAAAUUAGAAGCUAAAAAGGUAAUGUCUUCUGUUCAGGAUGGUGGCAAGGUGAGCAAAAAUUAUUGGGUGUGUAAAAGGAAAUAGAUGUAUUUCCCUGCUAAGAAGCAUGUUUGUUGCUUAAUUAGGUUUAAUUUCAUCUAAAUUAUAGCAGCUAUAGUUGUUGUGAUGGGGAAACCUGUUCUGAUUCAAGAAAAGUGCCAUGGUAUACAGAAUGCAUGGAAGGUUAUUUCUAUAUCUUGUUGAGAUAUAUGUACUAAUUUGUUAUGGUAUGUAUGAGACAUCAGGCAUUACAAAA
Lotus japonicus is the source of this 586-nucleotide messenger RNA. Its product is annotated as protein SOB FIVE-LIKE 4-like. Bases 1 to 375 code for a protein of 124 amino acids. Lineage: Eukaryota; Viridiplantae; Streptophyta; Magnoliopsida; Fabales; Fabaceae. The record is from RefSeq and is a predicted model, not a curated record. Gene Ontology annotation, biological process: cytokinin biosynthetic process. The transcript has a single exon.